This is a messenger RNA of Patiria miniata (bat star), 5748 nucleotides long. RefSeq lists its product as uncharacterized. Gene Ontology annotation, biological process: actin nucleation; intracellular signal transduction; cortical actin cytoskeleton organization. NCBI's taxonomy places the organism in Eukaryota, Metazoa, Echinodermata, Asteroidea, Valvatida, Asterinidae. The annotation marks the transcript as partial. The transcript is spliced from 16 exons. The record is from RefSeq and is a predicted model, not a curated record. Gene Ontology annotation, molecular function: microtubule binding; actin filament binding. Gene Ontology annotation, cellular component: cytoskeleton; actin filament; cytoplasm.
GUAUCAUCGGAUUUGCCGAGUGGAGACAAUCCAGGCAAGAGAAAUGAAAGAUUGACAGUUGAAGAUUCGGUAAAUUUGCAGAGUGGUUCGGAGGAAAGGAACGGAGGAGAUGAAAGUGGAUCACGCGAUGGCCGGCUACCUGUUUCAUAUGCCGAGUGUGUACGCAGCGGAAAUCAGAGAGAAGGGAUUACACCUGCACAAGUGCAAGUAGGGAGAAACCAUGACGCAUCAAUAUCCGACCCUCUUAUUGGUGAAAAUUCAGAAGGGAGUAACCCGAGCUUGCAUCAACCUCCAACAUCUGAUGAGAAAAUGGCAGAAGUGGGCCAGGAACAAUCAUCUCGCACCGCAACGCAAUCCCUGAAUCAAGGACUGAACUCUGUAAGUCAAGAUUUACAGGGGCAAACCCCAGCUGCAAACACAGACAAUGGGAGCACUGUGUCAGAGGUCAACUUAGUAAAAAAUACCGUGCCCUCGACAGAGGAUGGUCCUGCUGUGGCUUUGCAAAGUACUGACAGUGACGCUAAUGUGUGUGACUCAAAUCCAAAGAGUGAGAGUAAUACGUGUAAAACGAGUCAACCAGCUGUAUUGGUAACCGGCGAAAAGACCACACAGCUGAAACAACCGCCUGACUUUCCAGUGUCUGUGGAGUUAAACAAUGCCGGACAAACAAGCAGAUCUUGUAAGGAAGUGGCUGGGAAAAAUUCCCGGAAUGCCACCGAAGGAACAGGUGAAAUAAGGAGUAAUGCCAGUGCCUCUGGGUCAAUCAUUGCUGAUCUAGCAAACGGAGAGAAUAUAUGCACAGCUGCAGCUCAGAGCCACAAUACGUCAGUCACACAACCCUGUGAAAACUCAAGUGUUGGUGCUGCCUCCGCACAAUUACAAUGUGGUGGGACUGAACUCAAGGGCCAGACCGUUUCAGCGGCUGCUGCAAACCAGAUGAGUGAAAAGUACAAAGAUCACGACCAAUCUAAUGAAUGUAUUCAACCUGAAACGCACACAGUUCAAGAAAAUGCCAUAUGCGUUCUACCAACCAGUUUUUCAGGACCAGUAGAACUGGAUUCGCCUCAUUCGUCCCAUUCGUCGGACAGUGGGAAGCAUCUGAUCAUAUCGACGAUCACGGUGGAUGAAAUCACCAUAGAAGAGAUUGCAAACACGCGUGACAAGAGAGACGCUUUAACCUUGGCAACACUUGAAGCCAAGUCGCCCCCUGAACCUAGUUUCACUGCAGGCGAUCCAAAAGUGAAUCUAGAUACGCUACAAGAUUCAGAAGGAAUGCCUGAAAAAGAAUCGGAUAGCGAGGAAAUGCAAAGAAACGCAUCGGAAUCGAAUGGACUACAUACUGAUGCCGAAGCGGAUCAUUUAACAGCCCCAGGCAAUGGCGCUGACACUCGAGACUUAAACAUUCUGAAUCAUGAGCCAUCAUCUGACACCUCGGAGGGGGGAAGCACAAGCGCCCUCGGGGAUGCAACGCGGGAGACUAAUUUGGAUACCGAAGACAUUAAUGUAGCUAUAAUGACAGAUUCGCUGGCAACCGAAGAACAGCAAUAUCAAGGCGAGCAAAUCCCAACGGGGAUGACCAAAGAUGGUGCUGAGGGAGAGAUCCCAAAUAUUGCCGAGGAAGAGAGGCAAGCGAUGGAUAGUUCGGGGGAGACUGCUGGGGCGAAUGGCAGCACAGUCUCGAAAGACAAUGCGGGAAAUUUAGGUCAAGUUGAAGAUGCAGGAGCAGCAGAUGAACCCAUGUCAGUAGUGACUGCAUCACUCGAAGUGGGAGAGAUAGUCAACAGCUCGAGGAUAUCGAAAGGAGACUUUCAUUUUGAAACUCCUCUGACUGAGCAGACGUCACUGCCUCCAUCUGAAUCAUUCAGUGAGCUGUCGUUCUGGAAAUCAAGUCUUCCUCUGCUUACGCUUGAUGACUUAGCUCCAGUCAUGGCUGAGAAUGAAGGCGCAAAUAAAAAACCCAGUGAACUGGAAACUAAACAGAUGGGCAGUAGCUCUAAAACUGAUGCAAGCAAAGAAGCAAGUCAUCAUCACUUUCUCUUGAAAUAUUCUCCUGACUUCGCUUUUGCCCUCCCAAGCGUGGCUGACCCACCUGAAUCUGUAAUUCCUAGGAAGGAGACUACGACUAAAGAAAGCCUGAAGAGUGACCUGAAUGUACCCAACUCUCCCACCGUGAUCAGCCCAGUGGAUCAAGCGAGUUUGAAGGGUAGCAAUACCAGUACCCCAAGCACCUCCAGUGGGGAGUUUGGUCAGUUGAUGAUCCCAACAGUGGCAAGAUUGCGAGAGAGGGAUACUUACUUCGGUGCCGAGAGUCCGAGCGAGUAUUUUGACUGCCGCUCAGAACUGAACGACAGUAAAGACCCUCUGGACGAUUUAGUCAACGAGGAUCUGUCCGAAUCUAUCAAGGGAUCUCUCAACUUGGAGGGAUCAAGCCCUGCUGCUUUGAAACCUUCCCAAAACCAAACAAGUGCUGAAGGCGUGGAGGAAGCAAGUAAAGAGGUCGGUAGUGUUGUUGAGGAGCCGACAGCUGAUUCAUCCUCAUCUGAGAGUGGCUCUCCAAAGCGUAGAACGAAAAGUAUGUCCUCCGUUUCAAGCCAUAAGUCCCUGUCAGGCCAGAAGAGGAAACAGUUCACGGGUGAUGACCGACAGGAGGCAGAUCUUAGCCACGUGUUUGAAUCUGAGGAUGCCAGGUCCAGCCUCCCGCAGUGGAGUAACCUCAUUGAGAAGGUCACACCAAUGGCCAAGCUCUUCUCCUUCUCGGAGAAAUGGCAGACGCCACUGAAGACGCGCUCCAUCUCCUUCGAUGAGUCCAAACACCUCAUGCAUCAACUCACGGAGAGUGAGCGAGCCACCAGAAUCAACUCGGAACCCCUAACAAGCCUGAGCCCAGACUCGGAAUCACCCCUGAGACCCCAGAGUGACCCCAAGCGUUCCAAGGUUCAGUUCGACGAGGGUCCACUAGCAGUCUCGUCCCCUCCCGGACCCUCAAAACCAGAAGGGGGACUCAAAAGACCGGACACACUCUUCACAUUUUCAGCCAAGCCCUCCACCAAAGAGCCCGGAUUUCCACCACGGCAGCGGGUGACACGGACCCGGUCAGAUGGGCGCCUGUGGCGUGAACUUUCACCUCUGACCUCGCCUUAUUCAUCCCCGCUGAGAAGCCCAAGGAUAAUGUCACCAAGGAAGACCACACUCAUCAGCCCCGAGAGGGAAAAACACGCAAAGCUGGACUUCAAGAUUAACUUCAAAGAUCAGAAAACCUUUACUGGUCGUCGGCUAGUUGACUGGCUGUGUUCUACCAUGAUAGACCCCAAGCAGGAUGAGCCCACACCAUCCUCCUCAGUCACCUCCCCAUCCUCUGAGGGUCGUACCUCUGUCUUGCUCCUCUGCUCCUGCCUGCUGGAUAUCGGAGUCAUACAACCACUGGAGGCUGAGACGGGAACCGACAAUUUCAAGUUGGAUGCCAUGUACUGCUGGGCCCAGCAUGCCUACCACCCCAGCUACCCAAACGGCAUCCCCAUCGUGUCCUCCCCGGGCAAGCUGGAACCCGUCUGGCCCCCUCCCAAGCCAGAAGAAGGCUCCGCCCAUCAACACGGUCUCAAGUACACGGAGGCAGAACUGCAACAGUACAUCAUGGGGCUGAAGAGAGUGCAUGACGACGCUCUGGAGAAGAUGGAGUUGGACCAUGAGCUAGCUAUGGUUGAGUUGCGAGGCGAUCAUGCAACCAAGCUUUGUGCUCUGGAGGAUAAGCUCUCAACUCUUCAGGACACCCUGAUGCACGGAGGAGGAUCCCGAGAACCAAGCAGCGACACCCAGCAGAAGGUCAUGAUGGACGUCGGGGUCAACACGGACUGGAUAGACUACAGCAGGCAGGGACUGCAAAAGCAGAUUGAACUCUUUGAGGAGAUCAAGGAAUCGGGUGGUGGGAAGGUGCCCGCCCCUCCCCCACCUCCACCAAUACCUUUAGUCGAUGCCCAGAAUGCUGCUCCACCCCCUCCACCCCCAAGCCUUGCUGGACUUCCCACCCCACCAGGAGGUGCAAGCGUACCACCUCCGCCAAGUGGGGUACCACCACCACCACCCUUACCACCAUCAGCGCAUACGAUACCCCAGCCGCCCCCACCCCCUGGAGCUGGGGGUGUACCACCGCCUCCCCCACCUCCCAUGCCAGGGAUGAUGCCCCCUCCACCGCCCCCACCCCCGGGGAGUCUUAUCAUCCCCGCUGGUCCACACUCCUCCCAGUCACCAGCAGGUACUCCCUCCACACCUAAGGGACCUGCCAAGAUAGCCAUUGAGCCCACGGUUCCUAUGAAGCCACUCUACUGGAAUCGGAUACAGUUGCACAAACUACCCACAGUGGUGACAAAAGAUCGUCCUGACCCGAUAUGGAGUCAGGUGGAUGAGCUACUCAUCUCCCCUGAUGAGUUGGAGGAACUCUUCUGCAAGAAGAUGACCCAGAAGAAGAGACCGCUGGCAGACUCCUUUGACAAACCAAAGGCAAAAAAGGCUAUGAAGCUAUUGGAUGGCAAGCGGUCCCAAGCAGUCGGUAUCUUCAUGUCUAGCCUCCACGUUGAUAUGACCGAUAUCAGCCAGUCGGUCUUAAACAUGGACACAACCAUCGUAGAUCUGGAGAAUUUUGAGUCCUUGUUUGAAAUUAGACACCAAGAUGAUGAGUUGGUCAAGAUCAAAGCUCAUCUAGACAAGGAAACAGACCAACCACUGGACAAACCUGAACAGUUUUUGUAUGAGUUAUCCCAGAUCCCAGACUUUGCUGACCGGGUUUACUGCAUGACAUUCCAGGCUUCCUUCCAUGAAAACCUGACCUCACUCAGAGGCAAACUCGGCAACGUUCAAUAUGUCUGUGAGGUGCUGCUUACCAGUGAGGGAGUCAAGAAGAUCCUUGGUCUCAUCCUAGCCUUUGGUAACUACAUGAACGGAGGCAACCGAACCAGGGGCCAGGCCGAUGGGUUUGGUCUGGACAUACUCGCUAAGCUGAAAGACGUAAAGAGCAUGGAUAAUAAGAUAUCUCUUCUACAAUAUAUCGUCACCCACUACGUGGAGAAAAUCGAUGAGCAUUCAGGAACUGAGCAAGCACACUGUCCUCUCCCUGAACCCAGCAAGAUCAACCAAGCCGCUCUGGUGAAGUUUGAAGACCUCACCAAGGACCUCAGCAAAAUCAAGCGAGAUCUGAAAGGUUGUGAGGGCAAGAUGGUCAAGGUCUUGAAGAGUUCAGCUGAGGAGCAUCUCCAGCCCUUCAAGGACAAGAUGGAAGCCUUCCUGAGUCAGGCAAAAGAUGAUGUCGGCAUCACGGAGGAAAAACUGGAAGAAACAGUCACAAAGUUUGAUUACCUGUCCAAGUCAUACUGUGUCAAGCCAAAGAGUAAUGAGGAACUAACGCCCAACUACCUGUUCAGUCUCUGGGCUCCGCUGUGCAAAGACUUCAAGGAUCUCUGGAAGAAGGAACAACAAGGGAUAGCCAAGAGGAGAAUGCGAGAGGCCCAGGAGAAAGUCAAACAGAAACAGGAGGAGAAGCGAAGCUCGGUUAUCAUCAAGAAGGGAACCAAGAAGGCAGGGGGCCUGAAAGCCAAGUUGGCAGCCAAAGCAAGCCCAGCCGGCAAAACAUAACACUCCCUCAAGAGUUGCCACCAGCAUUGCGGAGUUGAAGGUAUGGUCAAUAUGUGCCUGCAUGUCUGAAAUGCUCCCCUGUGCUAGUUUCUUGCGGUAGCAUAAUUUCCCAGUACUUCAGUUGAG